ACGCAAACAUGCAUUCCGUCGUGCUCCUGCUGAUUGCUACCGCCUUCUCAACGCGGGCAGCGGCUGUCCCUCACCGUCCCGUGAUUCAAGAGGGAGACGACGUCUUCGUGACUGUAGAGAACGGCGACCUGAGGGGCGUGGUGGCCACGUCACUGAACGGCGCUCUCUACAACCAGUUCCUCGGCAUACCGUACGCAACGCCACCUGUCGGAGAUCUUCGGUUCCGCGCUCCGCAGCCGGCAGCCUCCUGGUCCGGGGUUCGGGACGCUCUGUCUUUCGCGGACGCGUGCGCCCAGCCCGUGUUAGCCGGGUUGCUGCCCUUCACUCAAGGCUCUGACGACUGCCUCUACCUCAACGUCUACGCGCCGGCUACGACUAGUGGUCCCUUUCCCGUCAUGGUCUACAUCCACGGAGGAGCCUUCAAGACUGGCAGUUCUUCCGGCGCCACUCCGCACUACUUCGUGGAGAAGGGCGUCUUGUUGGUCUCAAUCGCCUACCGUCUCGGCGCCCUUGGGUUCCUGAGCCUACAGAAUGAAGAUAUCCCGGGCAACGCCGGUUUCAAGGACCAGGUGCUGGCCCUGCAGUGGGUGCAGAGGAACAUAGCGGCCUUCGGCGGGGAUCCCAGCAGGGUCGCCAUCUUUGGGGAGAGCGCAGGCGGCGGCUCCACGUCACAUCUCUUCCUUUCGCCUGCGACCAAGGGUCUCUUCAGUGGGGUGAUUAUGGAGAGUGGGGUAGCGACGACCCCAUGGGGGCUGACGGACAUACCACGCGAGAGGGCGUAUCGGAUGGCGGAGGCGCUCGGCUUCCAGACGCAGGGCGAUAACCAUACUGACGACGACGACGCGCGGCUGGCUGCCUUCCUUCGCGCCGCCAACUACGCAGACCUCAUCAGAGAUGACACUCUCGCGCUCACGGACUUCGAGAAGCGCUGUCCACUGCCGCUGGCGUUCCUGCCCGUCGUGGAGCCACCGUCGGACUCUGCGGUGAUCGUUGAGCAUCCAGCGGACGUUCUCAAGGCAGGCAGCUACAACCAGGUGCCCAUAAUUCUGGGCGUCACUUCUGGAGAGGGGAUCAUCAUACCCCUCUGUAAGUAA
Molecule: messenger RNA, 1094 nt
Organism: Schistocerca cancellata (South American locust)
Lineage: Eukaryota; Metazoa; Arthropoda; Insecta; Orthoptera; Acrididae
Product: putative inactive carboxylesterase 4
Exons: 6
Coding region: 9-1094 (361 amino acids)
Molecular function (GO): hydrolase activity
Source: RefSeq, a predicted model, not a curated record